Molecule: messenger RNA, 2019 nt
Organism: Coffea arabica (coffee)
Lineage: Eukaryota; Viridiplantae; Streptophyta; Magnoliopsida; Gentianales; Rubiaceae
Source: RefSeq, a predicted model, not a curated record
GUUUUGCUUAUGUUGAUCAUGAAUGAUGUAAUGUCACGAACCUGGAGCAGUUUAUUAGAAUUGAUGGGCGCAUAGUUGGUGAUGGCCGAGUUGGACCUGUGACUCAAAGAUUGCAGAAUGCUUACAAGGAGCUGACUGGACUGAAGAGUCUGGUUUACCUAUCAACAUAAUUAGAUUUAAAUAAAUUAUUUAUUUAAAAUCAUUGAAUUUGUACGAGUCAUUCAAAUCCAUUUAAGGUUGAUUUAUAUGGAUGGAUCGGUGGAUACUGAUUCAUUUUGCUACUUCUAAUAGAUCUGACCUUUUAUGGCAAAAAUAAAAAUGGACUGGAUUAUUUGUUUAACUACAAAUAAUAAAUAAGAUCUAACAUUUUUGCUUUUAAAAUGAUGGAUUCAGGUCAAAAUAUGGUCGGAAGAGGUUCGGACGCGAAAUUUUAUCCACUUGAAAAACGAUUUUUCCUUAAAAAGGUUUUUUUUUUAUUUCCCCAGCAAAAAAGUCUUUGGCGCAAAAUAACAAACACGUCGUCUGCAAGCAUACUCUGUUCAGAAAGGCCAUGGAUAUCCAAGAAAACCAGCAAGCAGUAGACAUUUCUAAGCCUCCGUAUCUACAUCUGAUUUCCGCCUUUCUUGCAAUGGAACCCCCUGACGUCCUAAUCUCCUUGGCAAGGAAGUGUGGUGGUGGUUUGAUUGGGGAAAGAGUACAGGGCUUCAUCUGGAACAAUUAUAUUAACACUACAGUAGGGGAUGGUGGUUGCCAGCAGGGGCCUUACUUGAAAAGGGUUUUAAAGAAGCUAAUUGGCGAAAUUGAGUCAGAUGGAGGUGUUGUGUUGGAUGAAUUAUAUGAGCGUUAUGCUUUUAUCAUGACUUCUUUAAAGGGUGACCACUUUUCAGGAGGGAACUCAAGGGUUUUGAAAAGAAUUUCAUUUCUUUUUCCUGAUGGAUGUUGUGAACUUUCAAGUUGUCCGAAAUCUAAGAAGUUGGAAGUGUCACUUCAUUGUUCAGUGGACAUGCUUGAAGGAGAUACGGGGUGUUCAAUCUGGCCGUCAAGUCUUUACCUCUCAGAGUUUAUACUUUCUUUCCCAAACAUAUUUUCCAAUAGAUCUUGUUUUGAGGUUGGUUCAGGUGUAGGUUUGGUUGGUGUAUGUUUGGCCCACGUGAAAGCUUCUGCUGUGGUUUUGAGUGAUGGCGACCUGUCCACUUUAUCCAAUAUGAGGCUUAAUUUGGAGUCAAAUCUGCUCAGCACAAGAAUUGAUGUACCAGAAUGCAAAAAAGAUGCAAGUACAGUGCAGUGUGUUCAUUUACCAUGGGAAUCUGCAACAGAAAUUGAGCUGCAAAACUUUGCACCAGACAUAAUUGUGGGUGCAGAUGUCAUUUAUGACCCAUUAUACCUUCCCCAUCUUGUUCGAGUCCUGACUGUUCUUCUGAAACGUGGAACAUCAUUCCCUAAUGAUGGAAGUGUUCGCUGUGAGGGAUGUCAACCAGAUUCUGAAUGUAUCAGAAGUGAAGUGCAACAUGCGGAUUUCGAGUUUGAUAGCAGCAAAGGAAAAGCCGAGAGUUGCAGUGCUCCAUGUGUUGAGGACAAAGAUGAUGCGUUGGAGAGACGCCCUGUAGCAUAUAUUGCGUCUGUGAUUCGUAACAUUGAGACAUUCAAUUACUUUCUUGAGCUAAUGAAGGAGGCAAACCUUACUGUCGCCGACAUUACUGAGAAUUCGAAGCCAUUUGAUUUGCUUCCCUAUGCAAAAUCAUAUCAGCGAUCCACCAUACGGAUUUUUAGCAUUUCAUACAAUUAACUUGUGCCAAGAUUCUGUUCUCCAUGCAGAGAUUCCCUCUCUGGUGGCAUAUUGGUGUAUCAAUUUUGUAUCAGACGUUGCAGAUGGAAAUCUAGUAAUUAUUUGGGUAAAUUACUAGUAACCCACUGUCUUCCCUGUGAUUUGAUAUGAAGUCUAAAGUGAAUGUAAAGUACUUCCGUUCAAUUGACCUCCAAAAACGUGUGUGAUAAAACACUAUAAAAUCUAUUCCAACU